This is a messenger RNA of Megachile rotundata (alfalfa leafcutting bee), 680 nucleotides long. RefSeq names its product U6 snRNA-associated Sm-like protein LSm3 (gene LSm3). Gene Ontology annotation, molecular function: RNA binding. NCBI's taxonomy places the organism in Eukaryota, Metazoa, Arthropoda, Insecta, Hymenoptera, Megachilidae. The record is from RefSeq and is a predicted model, not a curated record. Gene Ontology annotation, biological process: mRNA splicing, via spliceosome.
GUAUUGAAAAAUAAAAUGGAAGAUAUACCGGUUUAUCUGAAUGAUACCGCGCAAUGUUUUAAUUGUGUGACAAGUAAACGUUGUGUUUAUUGUUGUGCAAAUUGAGAAUCCUUAGCCUAAAGCUAUUAAUAAAUUAAAGAAGUUUUAUAAAUAGCAAAGAAUUUAAGUGUACCAUGGCUGACGAGGCAGAACAGGUACCAGCAAUAAAUGUUAAAGAACCAUUAGAUCUCAUAAGAUUAAGUCUUGAUGAAAGAAUAUAUGUUAAAAUGAGAAAUGAACGUGAAUUACGCGGCAGAUUGCAUGCGUAUGAUCAGCAUUUGAAUAUGGUAUUAGGAGAAGCUGAAGAAACUGUAACUACGGUAGAAAUAGACGAAGAAACUUAUGAAGAAGUUUAUCGUACUACCAAAAGAAAUAUUUCCAUGCUCUUUGUUCGGGGUGAUGGAGUGAUUUUGGUCUCUCCACCUAGUAUGAGAGCACCAAUAUAAGAUUUAUAUUUAUAUUUAACAAAUUUAAAAAUUAAAAACAAGAAAAUAGAACUUUUCUAUAUUAAAAUAUUGUUACAUUUUGUAUUGAUAAUACUUGACAAAUGUGAUAUGAAACUCAGCAAGACAAAAAACUCAAUUCUGAUAGAUACAAAAAAAUGCAAUAUGUAUGAGUACAUGAAUUUAAUUCUGGUAAAU